AUGUACUUCUUCCUGCUCAACCUCGCCCUCCUUGACCUGGCCUCCAUCUCCACCAUUGUCCCCAAGUCCAUGGCCAAUUCCCUCUGGAACACCAGGGCCAUCUCAUACACAGGAUGUGCUGUACAGCUCUUUUCAUUUGCAUUCUUGAUAACAGCAGAGUAUUCUAUGCUCACCGUCAUGUCGUACGACCGCUACGUUGCCAUCUGCAAACCCCUGCACUACGGGACCCUCCUGGGCAGCAGAGCUUGUGUCCACAUGGCAGCAGCUGCCUGGGCCACUGGGUUUCUCAAUGCUCUGCUGCACACGGCCAACACAUUUUCACUGCCCCUGUGCAAGGGCAAUGCCCUGGGCCAGUUCUUCUGUGAAAUCCCCCACAUCCUCAAGCUCUCCUGCUCACACUCCCACCUCAGGGAACUUGGGCUCCUUGUGGUCAGUGCCUGUUUAUUUUUUACGUGUUUCAUUUUCAUUGUGGUGUCCUAUGUGCAGAUCUUGAGGGCCGUGCUGAGGAUCCCCUCUGAGCAGGGUCGGCACAAAGCCUUUUCCACCUGCCUCCCUCACCUGGCCGUGGUCUCCCUGUUUGUCAGCACUGGUUCAUUUGCCUACCUGAAGCCCCCAUCCAUCUGUUCUCCUUCCCUGGAUCUGGUGGUGUCUGUUCUGUACUCGGUGGUGCCUCCAGAACAAGCCCAGUGGCCCAGUGAGAUUCAUCUCAGCUGCUGGGACGGCUCAUUGCAAGUGCUCCUGUCUGCUGCAUCACCCUUGCCCGUGAUUCUGGAUUGUGCUUUCAAAAGUGACAGCAGAAUCAGAGAAGUUCUGAGGUCCUUGGGAAAGGAAGAUGUCAAGCCCAUCUUCAAGAAGGGCCUGAAGAAGGAUUUGAAGAAUUAA
Messenger RNA from Columba livia (rock pigeon), 882 nucleotides. Its product is annotated as olfactory receptor 14J1-like. Gene Ontology annotation, biological process: G protein-coupled receptor signaling pathway. The record is from RefSeq and is a predicted model, not a curated record. Gene Ontology annotation, cellular component: membrane. Gene Ontology annotation, molecular function: olfactory receptor activity; G protein-coupled receptor activity; odorant binding. Bases 1 to 882 code for a protein of 293 amino acids. The transcript is spliced from 2 exons. Lineage: Eukaryota; Metazoa; Chordata; Aves; Columbiformes; Columbidae.